Messenger RNA from Syngnathus typhle (broad-nosed pipefish), 860 nucleotides. RefSeq lists its product as uncharacterized. Bases 38 to 550 code for a protein of 170 amino acids. Lineage: Eukaryota; Metazoa; Chordata; Actinopteri; Syngnathiformes; Syngnathidae. The record is from RefSeq and is a predicted model, not a curated record. The transcript is spliced from 6 exons.
GACAGGGGCUGGGAACACUCGACUUCCAGACUGGAUCAUGGGCUUUACUAUGUGGCUGUGUUUGCUCUGCCUGCAGGCGAGCCUGCUGUCUCAUGCGCUUGACUGCUCGGGAGGAAGCCUGGCCGACUCGUGCGUCAACACACGGACGGCUGACGAGCAGGCAAGUGAUCAGGCCCCACAGCGGCCAUUAGCUGCAAGUGAAGAACAGGUUCUAUUCAGGCAUAAGAGACAGUUGGAAAGAAGAAGCCACGCCCACCCGAGUCACGCCAACCUUCCUGGCGCUUUCACUGUAAAAGGCUUUCCAAACACUCUCAUCCAGGCUGACAGGUCCAGGCGACACUUGGCUCCAGCGGCGCAUAAGAAGAAGAACAAGCGUAAAUCCCGCGUCGGCUCCUUUUCCCUCCUUAGCAACGAUAAGAAAGCCAACCCCCUACAGGUGAUCAGAGCGAGAAGACAGUUGAAGAACGAGCAGCCCAAGUCCGGUCGCACUGGGACUUUCUCUGUCCUGGGAGAUCGUCAGAACAGAAUGGAAGAGCCAAAAGAAGCAUAAAGACGAGAAUAGAAUAGUGCUAUGUUGUUAUGGUGGUUGAGUCAGCAUACAUAGGAAAAGAUCUUAGAAAGAAACCAAUCACAAAGCUACAAGCAGAAAUUUGCUUUGUGUGUCCAUCAUGAUCGUUUCAACUCUAAAAUAGUCGAUUGAUCCGUUAGCAAUGAUAUGCUAAUCUAAUAUGUAUAUGCAUGAGGCAUUUUUGUUCAUGACUAUUAUAUUUUAUCAGAUAUUGAGGGCUAUAUUUUUGCAGAAAUGUUAUGUUAUUGUGAGUUUUCAAUAAAGAUUUAGUUGGGGGGGAAAAAAAAAUGUG